UGAUCUCGGGGCGGUGACAAUCGUCUUCAACAACGUAUGCUGGGUUCAAUCGUCUCUUGUUCGAUUGGAGAAAACGGGUAGAACCCAGCACAAAACACCGAGAGGCCUACCCGACCCGAGAAGCCCAAUUGAAUUUCUCCCACAUUUGUGUUGAGCACUGCCUCUACUAUACCCUUUGGCUCUGGCGCGCAGCAGAGUCUCUCUCUUCGUUUUGGCAGUUCUCCUCCUCCUUUCCCGACUUUGCGCAAGCGAAGCGUGCUGAGUGCCGAUCAGUAGAGCAAGCAGCAGCAGCAGCAGAGGGCUUGCCUGUUAGAUAGCUAGCUAGCUUGCACGAGAGAGAAUGUCGCUGCAGAUGAGAGGCAAGAGAAAGGACGAGGGCAACGCAUCGGACAUCGACUCCGAUGGUGACGCCCCGCCCAAGAAGAACCCCAAGCAGGACUCUGACGAUUCCGACGACAUCGUCGUCUGCGAGCUAUCGAAGAAUAGGAGGGUGUCGGUGAGGAAUUGGCAGGGCAGAGUCGUCGUGGACAUCCGUGAGUUCUACUUCAAAGAUGGGAAGCAACUUCCUGGCAAGAAAGGUAUCUCCCUAUCCAUGGAUCAGUGGAAGAAACUAGCGGAUCACGCGGACGAGAUCGACAAGGCGAUGACCGAUAACUCAUAAGUGCGGAGGUUCUCUAUUUUGUGUUUACUGAAGGAGGGACACAGUCAGGUAUAUAGUGGACUUGUCUUAACACUUCAUCUAGUAUAGUAAGAGAUGGUUUUUAACCCUUUGAAUUCUCUCUAUAUCACUCUCUUCCACUUUCAAAUGCUCGGGCAUUAAACUGGGAUGGUGAUAUUCUGGUCACACCGGCACGGUGAGUCUCCUCUGAGAAGGAUGGAUGGGGCUGCGUAGCGGGUGAUGAACGUAAAAUGAAUUGACUGUUUAAGGCAGGGUGAAGCAAUGUUAAACUGCUUACUUCAAUAUUUCUGAGAGCUGGAAAGAGAAAUGCUUUCAUGAACCUAAUGCAGUUAAUUAUUA
Molecule: messenger RNA, 1018 nt
Organism: Punica granatum (pomegranate)
Lineage: Eukaryota; Viridiplantae; Streptophyta; Magnoliopsida; Myrtales; Lythraceae
Source: RefSeq, a predicted model, not a curated record